Molecule: messenger RNA, 3090 nt
Organism: Trypanosoma brucei brucei TREU927
Lineage: Eukaryota; Euglenozoa; Kinetoplastea; Trypanosomatida; Trypanosomatidae
Exons: 1
Coding region: 1-3090 (1029 amino acids)
Source: RefSeq, a predicted model, not a curated record
AUGACUUCAAGUUGGGGCCCGCAGCAACAUGAGGCCCUCGUACAAUUUCUGCGGAACGUCACUUCCUCUGACAUGAAUGUACAGCGGGAUAACAUCCUGCAGCUGCAGCGUUUUGCCUUCAGCGGCGGGGCGGCCAUUUUCUUGUUGGAAGUACUAUGUAGUGGAAACGAGAGUUAUGAAGCGUCUAUUCGUCAUUCAGCUGGGUUGAUUCUGAAACAGAUCGUGCAAAUAAACCCGACCAUUAUUGAUUGUUUGAACGCCGAUAUAGUUGGACCGCCCCUGCUUAGAGCGCUGGCAGACACGAUUCCUUCUGUGAACGUAGCCGCGAGUCUUGUGGUAGCAUCCAUCGUGAGGGGUGAGGGACUUUUGCAGCGCUGGCCACAGCUCCUUGAGACACUGAAAAAUGAAUCUAGUCUGACAUUCCUUCGGUGUCAGCAGGCCACUGAUAUGGAGGGAUUCUUUACCGUCAGCCGGACUGUACAAGGUUUGGCCACCUGCACACGAAUCGUGUGUGAAGAAUGCAAUGAAGAACUUCGGGAACUUAUUGAAGCGGACAGCUCGGCGUGUGAGUGCUUAGGUGAACUUUUUUCGUAUAUGCUUCAGGCUGUAGCUUUCAUGUUGCGUAGUGGAGGCGAUGUGGCCAGUGCUAUGCAACUAGUGCUGUCAGCCGCAACGUCAUGCUUUGUUGAGAAGGUGUUUUUUCUCUCAGACAACCCGGACGAAUCUUUUGAUGACUCCACGCCUGAGGCAUCGCUUGACGUGUCCACUGCACCAGAUCAUACCCUCCACUAUGCGAAACAGUUGCACGAGCAAGUAUGUGCUCUUGUUGCUGAACUGUGUACCGCCCCAUUUAACCAACACGUAUUAGUGGCCACAACGGAAUACCUAAGUGAGGCCCUUCGGUGGGACACAGAGUCUUCAGCCUCCACUAUUAACGCAACUGUUUUAUUCUUACCACACGUACUGUACCGUAUCCGCAGCCACGAAAGUGAAGAAGAAAGUAUUGUCAUACGCUGUCUUACACUUCUGGGCGAUAUAGCGGAGACACAUGCAACAGUGCUAUCAGGUAUAGCUCGGGAGGUGGCUGAAACUCUUUUCUACAACGCAGUGCACUUGACUGAUAUAUUUCCCAACACAAGUGAAGAAGAAACUACGAGCGCACCUGAUGACGAAGCCACCGUCCGCCCCGUCGUGCUCAAUCGACGCAACGUGGAAGCGGGGGAUGCCGAAGAUCAUUCCGACGAGAACAAAAGUGACAUAAACAGCUGCGGCGCCACGGAUAGAAGCGACGGGCAAGAAAGUGAUGCGGAGUGUGCAACAACCAAGAAGCAAGUCUUCACCCAUAUUCUUGACGUUAUGAGCUGCACAUGCCCAGGAGAUCUUCUGGCGCAUCUCAUCCCCCUCAUUACCUCGGCCUUAACGAGGGAAGCAAACUCCGUGGAAUCGCUGAAAGAGCAACAGGCGGCACUGUUUAUAUUGGCUGAAGUUGUGGACGAGUUGUUUGAUGACUUACAUGAUGACUUCUUGGGGCACGUGUCAGCAAACUGUUGGGGAGCUCUCGGCCCAAAUUCUACGGCGCCUCACCACCUGCGUUAUCAGGCAGUUCGUUGUGUGGCUCGAAUGUCAACUGGAUGGGCGGCAAGUGCACGCCGACCGGCACACCUGCAGGGGUUGAUUUCCCCUCCGCCUGUGUUACAUCUGCUCAUUGGUGUCACGGCAUCGGAGGUGAGUAAACAAGUUCAGCUGGAGGCCAUUAACUCCAUCACGAAGGUUACGCUUUAUUCAUUGGAUGACUGUCGCAUCGACGGCGAGACCAGGGCUGUUGCUUCUGCACUGUCCACUGUGAUUCGGGGACUUGUUUCUGCACUUCCGUCGAUGCAAUAUGCGGCAAGAACGGCGACGUAUCGCUGUUUAUCAGAGGUUCUUUCGGUGGCCUCCGGUAACGAACAGCGACAACAAGAGCCUUUGAUUGACGAUAUUACUACCAUGCACACCAUAACUGCUUUGGGGAAACAGGGACAACAACUCGCUUCUCUGCUUCAUCACGGCGAGAACAAAAAAAAAUCCGGAACUAACGCUGUCGAGCUUAUUUCCUUGAUGAAUGCCAUGGUGGAGGUCGUUUCGGCCGCAAGCAAGGGCACGCUAGAAGAUGUAGUAUCUCCUCUCACUGAAUUCGCCCUUGUAGUGCUGAACUGUUCGGCAGACACCGAAGGGAAUUCAUCCUCCAUCAUGGAGGUGUACGGUAGUGACAUCGCCACACUUGUCUUCGAUAUGCUGGACGGUUGCUGUUCUGCAUUGAUGAAUGAAGAAGAACUACUUUGUAUGAUAGAUUCAUCUUUGCGUACCGCAGUGCUCCUGAAGAAUGUAAUGGUUGGAUAUGGUACCGGCGCAGCUAAUAAUGUUGUCUCUGUUUGUGCCCAAAUUCUCGAAGAAAGGCAACGGCGGCAACAGUUUGGUGAAGUUGAACUAGCGCGCUCGUGCGUGGCAUUUCUUAGCACUGCUAUGCACUUCCAUAGAGAUCCACACAUGGUCGCCACAAUUUGUCGAUUGUGUCUAACAGAAGUGGCCUGCGAAAUGCCAGCGGUAAAGGCUAUAAGUAAUGUUUUUCUUUGCUUGGGGCUGAUCUUCUACAACCUUCUGUUUGACCACAACGCAGAUCCAGUCCCAAUUCUACAUGUAGUGGUUCCUUCACAGAGUCUGAACAACUUGACGGAGACGUUGCGGAGCUAUCUUACAUCAUCGACAGCGCAGGACAGGGGAUACGUGAAGAUGAACGCUUUCAUUUGUGCUGUUGCGUUGGCCGCUCUCCAUCAGGUGGGACGCCUGCACCUGGACGUGGCAGAGCCGCUGUUGUUUGCUGUCAUUCAUGCCUCGCCCAGCUUCAUUCCAAGGGUGAAAAAUCACAUUGGCGAGGCCUAUCGACUGCUGCUGAUGCUCUCGUUACUACUCGCUGCUGAUCAAUCGAAUUGGGCCCCGGUGGUUCCAACAAUCGUAAAAGCAAUUGACUCAUUCACCAGUACUGCACCCACAGUGCUCAGUGCUGAGGUGCGGCGUCGUUAUCUACCUUUGGUUGGCGCAAAUGGACAAUAG